Molecule: messenger RNA, 2132 nt
Organism: Gymnodraco acuticeps
Lineage: Eukaryota; Metazoa; Chordata; Actinopteri; Perciformes; Bathydraconidae
Gene: ckap4
Product: cytoskeleton associated protein 4
Exons: 2
Coding region: 128-1657 (509 amino acids)
Source: RefSeq, a predicted model, not a curated record
CGCUCCCUGAUACGCUGCCGGUCCUGUUAGUGGGCCUGGACUGGAAACAUUCUCCAUCCACGACUGCAAAAACUAGCAGCAGCACUCACAUCACACUCACACUCUCCUGAGCCAGCUCCCAUCCAACAUGACGGCGAAAAACCGAAACAAGAACAGCGAGAAGAGCGCCGCAUCCAGCCCGGAGGAUGUGCCCAAGAAAAGCCCAAAGAGCAGCAGCAGCAACGGGGUGAGUGGCCCCGCACCUCAGGGGCCACCGUCAGGGAGCUGCCUCGGCCUUUUUGCAACAAUAGCGUUUUAUAUCGGGUUAAUAUGCGCUGUAGGGUUUGCUGCUGUUUAUUUACAACAAGUUGUGGAAGAAGUGCGGCAGAUCAGCGUCAGACAUGAGCAGAGCGCACGGCACGACGGAGAGCUGAGCGUAAAAAUGGACAGUGUCGUUCAACAGGUGGAGUCUUUGAGCAGUAUUGUGGACGGGCUGGAGUCAUCACUGGGCAUCACACGGGUGGAGCUAGAGGGGUCAAUCGCCCGGAUGAAGAGGGGCGAGGUGGAGACCAGGAAGGUGGAGGAUGCCCUUCAGAGGCUCCAGAACGACUUGCUCAGGGACCUUUCAGAGGGCAUCAAGGAGGUGAAGGAGGCCCGAGAGAUUGACUUCUCUUCCCUGGAGAAGACGGUGGAGGAGCGCCUGGCGGAGGUGAGCCAGUCCAUCAAGGCCAGCGUGUCGGAGUUCACCGAAGCUCAGGACGAGACGCAGGGCCAGCUGUCCGACCUCAAGGCCCGCCUGGGGGACAUGGAGGACCCCGCGCUGGUCAAACAGGAGCUCUCCGCCAUCGUGGAAGCUGUGGCUGAAAUCAAAGCAGCCAAUGAGGCAGGAGGCAUAUCGGCAGACUCCUUCAGGGAGCAGGUGGGCGCCGUGAGGUCAGAGCUCCAGACUCGUAACCAGGAAGUGGCUUCACUCUCUCAGGAAGUGGAAACUGUGAGGUCAGUGGUGCAAGAGGCGGUGGGGAAUCUGAGGAAUUCGCUGUCUGCUGCAGAGUCCGACGUUCAGGCUCUGAAGGACAAAAGCUCGGCGCUGGAGAGUGGCGUGGAGCAGGCCGUCGCCGCCGCCAGUCACGUGGAGAAGCAAGUGAACGCAGCGGCGGACCAGAUCCUGAGAAGAUCAGAAGACCUGGAAGCCAGAGUCAAAACAUCAGAGGAGAGCGGAGACUCCCUGUCGGCAUCGGUGUCAGACAUCGCCUCCAGAGUGGAAUCGCUGCUCGCCAAAUGUGACACUCAAGACAGCGUGCUAGCUGCACAGGGCCAGGCUGUGGAGAAGGUCAAGAGUGGCAUCGAGCAGGAGAUGGAGGCACUGAAAAUCAGUCUGGGGGAGCUGCAGUCCAACAUGGCUGCUGUUGGCAGUGCCCAGACCAAGCUGUCUUCGAAGGACUCCAGCCUGGGUCAGCAGGUGGAGGAGAUGAUGAGCAGGCUGGCUGCUCUGGAGGACAGCAGCAGCAGCAGCGUGAAGCCGGAGCAGCUGCAGGGCCUCUCCAGCAUGGUGGAGGAUAUGGAGAGCAGAGCGGCCAAGCUAGAAGGCCACGAUCAGGCUAUCCAAGCCCUUCAGAAGGCUCUGAAGGAGACCACAAUGACACUGGCGGGCUUAUCCAAAGGCAAGAAGGGAAAGUAGGGAGUAGGCAGUCUGAUAUCACCACACCAAAAAAAGUGGACAAUGACUCCUUUUUCCUGUAUUUGUGAAGAAUUGUUUCUGAAAAUAGGUCACGAUGUUGCACAUUUUAGUAGAAAAGAAGCCAAUGUGAGGAGUUCGGUCAGGAGGAAGCUGUACUGCUGAUUUGUGAAUUCAAAUCCACACCCAUUCUGCACUGUAGUUCAUUUUUCUAAUGUUUUAUUUUGUUGUUUUUCUGUGCCAAGGCUGGUUUUUUUUGUUUUUUAAACCAACCAAAAUGCAAUAAUAUGCUCUUUUUGAGCACUCCUUUGUUUACUCACUACAUAUUUUUUUUACAAGAAUAAAAACUCUUGACUUUUCUUGGUGUGACCUUAUAAAAUAUGAUUUUUUGUUUUUCAUAAGCUGCCUCAACUGUAUCAUCAUGAUUAAUUGUAUGCGUGGGGACUGAAAAUAAAGUUGAAUGAUAUGCGUGAAGUAC